Durio zibethinus is the source of this 1677-nucleotide messenger RNA. RefSeq names its product binding partner of ACD11 1-like. Lineage: Eukaryota; Viridiplantae; Streptophyta; Magnoliopsida; Malvales; Malvaceae. The record is from RefSeq and is a predicted model, not a curated record. Gene Ontology annotation, molecular function: RNA binding.
AGACCAACUCUAAAUGCCUUUUAAUAAUGAAUGAAUUUGUGAUUUUUUUUUUUUUGGGUAUAAGGGAGCCUAGACCAAUUCUCUAUUGUUUAACAUUAACGCUCCAUUGACGAGAGUGGGGUUGUGGCCAUCUGGCAUCUGGUAAAAUCACCUCACCAAGUCAGCAGGUGGAGGUUGUGUCGGUUAGAUGUCUCUUCUGUCACUCUUUCCUUUCUUUCUGAUAAUGCUGAACCUCUAAAUCAUCUGAUCAAAAACAACAGUUUCUUCUCGGCAGGCUUUAUCUCAUUGAAAACUGUAAGACAAUGUACCCCGGUGGUUAUGCUGCUGAAGUUACAAGCUUAUCACCAAAAGCUACUGAGAAGGAUCUUCAGGACUUUUUUGCUUACUGUGGUGCAAUUGAGCAUGUUAAAAUUAUCAGAUGUGGGGAAUAUGCAUGUACAGCUUAUGUGACAUUUAAAGAUGCUUAUUCGCUGGAAACUGCCGUCUUACUCAGUGGAGCUACAAUUGUUGAUCAGUCUGUCUGCAUAUCAAGGUGGGGUUCAUAUGUAGAUGAUGCAUAUCCUUGGGAUGGUUGUUCCUGGAAGACUCAAGAGGAUACUAGCUCAACGGUUACUCAUAUGGACCAAUUUGUUUCUACUCCUGGAGAAGCCGUGACUGUUGUCAAAACAAUGCUUGCCAAGGGAUAUGUUUUGGGCAAAGAUGCCCUUGUCAAGGCCAAAGAACUUGACGAGUCCUAUCAGGUCUCAGCUACGGCAGCAGCCAGGGUAGCGGAGCUUAGCAAUAGAAUUGGCCUAACUGAUAAGAUCAACACUAGCAUGGAAACCGUAAAAUCAGUGGAUGAGAAGUAUCAUGUUUCAGACAUCACCAAAUCUGUUGCAUCAGCUACCGGGACUGCAGCUGUAACAGCAGCAACUUUUACGGGGAGAACUGCAGUAGCAGCUGCCAAUGCUGUAGUCAACAGCAGCUACUUUGCCAAGGGAGCACUUUGGGUUUCUGGCAUGUUGAGCCGUGCAGCUGAAGCUGCAGCUGAUCUGGGUAGCCAUGGAAAUAAACAAACAGAAACUUAAGUUGCACAUGACACCCUUUUUAGUAGUAUUUUCCCAUCCUUUGUAUUUGCAUAAAAAUAAAGUUCUGCCCUGAUUUCGGCAGGUUAGAUGGGUGUAAAUGUAGGAUUUAUAUGUGACGUUUCUGAGUGUUUGUUCAUUUAAUUUGAUGUAGAACUUCAUGCUUUCACUCUAACAUGUCUGAAGAGGAAAUGAAAUAUCACAUGUCCACUUGUCUGGAAUCUGGAUUCCUAUGUUUGAGUUUGAAGAUGACCUCAUCUUGCAACGUGGGGAAUGGAUCUGAUGUUGGAGUCUUCAGUUUGCUGAUGAAAUUGACUCAUGUCGAUCUUCAUCUUAUUCUGCUCCGCUGAAUGCGUGAUUCUGAUCCCAUAUCACACCAUCACCAAACCGUCAUGUUCCAGAAAUUGUGAUUUCAUCUUUGGUCACUGUCCCAUCUUAAUUUAUGCUGCUGUGUGAAUACAAUUCAUAGUCUGUUCUAUUAGGAACGUGAUGCCGAAGGGCUCAUUUAAUCUGAUCCAGCAACAAUUUGUGAAUUCAUUUAGCAAUGGACUGGUCCUGAUAGGGCAAUUAUGCCAGCUAGAAAGCCAAGAUAGAUGGCUACCCCUGAGCAAAC